This is a messenger RNA of Meira miltonrushii, 1920 nucleotides long. RefSeq names its product ArfGap-domain-containing protein. Gene Ontology annotation, biological process: COPI coating of Golgi vesicle. Bases 156 to 1754 code for a protein of 532 amino acids. The transcript has a single exon. The record is from RefSeq and is a predicted model, not a curated record. Lineage: Eukaryota; Fungi; Basidiomycota; Exobasidiomycetes; Exobasidiales; Brachybasidiaceae. Gene Ontology annotation, molecular function: GTPase activator activity.
GUGAGUGUGUGUGUGCGCUUAAGACGGCGCAGCGUGCGCAGUGUGAAUUGGCGUAGGCACUUUUAUAGCGGAAAGAUGCCACAUGCACACACAAACGCAGAAACCUUCUAAAUAUCAACACCAUCAUCUCAUUCACUCUCACAACAACAAACAGAAUGUCUGACGCAAAUGGACCUCCUCGUGAGGAAUUGGCUCAAAUAUUCAAACACUUGAUCUCAUUACGCAAAGAGAAUAAACAAUGCUUUGAUUGUGGUGCAAAAAAUCCUUCUUGGGCAAGUGCAACGUAUGGAAUUUAUAUUUGUUUAGAUUGUUCUUCACGUCAUCGUAAUAUGGGUGUUCAUAUCAGUUUUGUUCGUUCAACAACGCUCGAUUCCUGGUCUUGGUCUCAGUUACGAUUGAUGAAAGUUGGUGGAAAUGGUCCUGCUUUUGAUUAUUUCUCGAGACAUGGCGGUAGUUCAUUCCUUUCUCCUGCCGCAGAAGCAAAAACAAAAUAUACAUCUGGAACGGCAAGAAGUUACAAAGAAGAGCUCACAAAACGAGUACAGGAAGAUGCAAGAGGUGGGCCUGUAGGUGCUCGAGUCGCUUUCCCAGGUUUAUCUUUGAAUGGCGCUGCUGGAGGUGCUUCUUCUAAUGCCCCAGCCUCGAGUGCAGCAAAAGGCGGCAAUGAUGAAGAUGACUUUUUCGAUGAUUGGGACAAACCUGCUGCACCGAAAGCAGCUCCAGCCAAAGCAGCUCCAACAGGUCCUCCUGGUAUUGGCGUAAGAAGGCCUGCCGCACCAACACCCGGUGCAGUUGCUGCUUCUGCCGUGCCAACAAAUGCAGGAUCCGCUACAUCUUCUGGCUUCAAUACUCCUGAACGUAGCUCAACACCCACAACAACCACAUCCAAAACAUUGAACGCAGGCAGAUCGACAAGUGGAGCAGGCGGACGCAAAGGAGCGUUGGGUGCAACGAAAAUCAAUGCAGGUGGAUCAGGUUUGGCAAAAGGUAAGCUAGGAGGUGUGAAGAAGGCUGCCGCACCAAUCGACUUCGAAGAAGCGGAGAGAAAGGCAAAAGAGGAAGAAAAGAAAGCAAAACAAAUGGAAGAACAAGCUUUGAAAGAGAAAGAAAGCUUUGAACAAGCAGAAGCAAUGGCAAAAGCUGCAAUUCAAGCGGCAAGUGCAAGUCAAGCUGCAGCACAAGUGGCAAGCGCAAGCAAUGGAUCUGCUGCUGCACCUCAUAGUCCACCAGGCAAUCGUCGUACGAGUCAAGAAGUAGAACGUUUAGGUAUGGGUUUUGGGCGUUUGAAUAUGGGAGCUCAACGGGUGGCCGCACAAAAUGCACGUAGCAAAGAAGCUGCCGCUGCUGCAAAUGGAUCUGCAUAUGAUGAGCCAAGUUAUGCGAGAACAAAAUUCUCCGCUCAAAAGUCCAUUUCUUCUGAUCAAUAUUUCGAACGUGGAGGAUAUGAUCCAAAUAUGUCUUCCGAAGCAAAAGAAAGAUUACAGAGCUUCGCUGGUCAGACCAGUAUUUCAUCCAAUCAAUACUUUGGUCGUGAUGACGAAGAGGAAGAAGGAGGUAUGGGCGGAGGCGGUGCCGGAUAUAGUGGCGCAGCGGCAAAUGGUGAAGAUUGGGCAGGUGACUUUGAACAAACUGCAAGAGAUUAUUAUCAACGCUUUAUGGCCAAUCCGGACGUUCAAAGUGGAAUCGAAUCAUUCCGUUCAGGUGCGAUGAAAUUAUCACAAUAUUUGGAGGACAUGUCUCGUAACGGUGGAUGAUUCCUUCUUUCUUGAUGUCCCUUUAUCUUCUUUUACCACCUUCAUGCAAUGAUCUAAUCAUCAGAUUAUAACAAUGAGACCAUACAUAUACAAUACAUAUGCUAUUCAACCCCAUGAUAAUGCGAUGUAAUGUGUGACGCCGUAGUAAAUCAAGGUGGAGGAGAGA